Molecule: messenger RNA, 794 nt
Organism: Solanum dulcamara
Lineage: Eukaryota; Viridiplantae; Streptophyta; Magnoliopsida; Solanales; Solanaceae
Exons: 2
Coding region: 40-399 (119 amino acids)
Cellular component (GO): mitochondrion
Source: RefSeq, a predicted model, not a curated record
CAAAGAAAAGAGUGUUGGGGCAUAGCAUAUCGGUUGGGGAUGGAGUGGGCAAGCAAAGUCGGCGACGCAGUUAGCAAAGCGCUAAACAGCAACAAAGUGUUGAACGUGGUGUUAUUGAGUGCAUUUGGGUUGCUAUGUAUGAGAUCAGUGCAGCAACAAAAGAAUAUGGAAGUUCUUGAGGCAGAAAAGGACUCUUUGCUCAAUUCUAAUAAAGCUAUGAAGAAGGCUAUGUGGGAUUGGAAGCAGCAGCUUUUUGCUGAAGCUGCUUUACCCAACUCCCUUAUUCCACUCUCCAAGCUUAAAACCAUCUAUGGAGAAGUCCAAACCACCACAUCUUCUUCUGGUGGAGAUGCUCAAAAAGGAGAUGGAAAAUCACCUGCACCAGCAUUUAUUGUCUAAAAAUCAUUGUUGUAGCUUGUUUAUGAAGAAGCAAGUUGUUUACUGGCAAAAUAACAAGUGGCCACUAAGAUCUGCGAACUAUCAUGCUUCAGUUAGUAGAAUGGGAAGCUGAUCGUAAGGGGGGAUAGUGGUGUAAUUCUGAGUUUUUUCUAGGAAUUUAGUGAUUUACAACGGUUUGUUUCCCUCUCCUCUCACGUGCAGUCAGUAAGGAGGUCGAGGUCCAAGUUUAAUUUGUGGUAUUAUUUGAUGUUGCUCCACUUUUCUACUUUAUUCCUGGGACUGUGCCAUGAGCUGCGUUUCACUAUUAAUCAACCAAGUAUAUUAACUGUCAAGUUGAAAACUCUUAUGAAUUGGCUUGUCUCGCGAAUGUAAAAGCGGUGCAAAAUUCAUCUUCA